Saprolegnia parasitica CBS 223.65 is the source of this 4144-nucleotide messenger RNA. RefSeq lists its product as hypothetical. The transcript has 9 exons. Lineage: Eukaryota; Oomycota; Saprolegniomycetes; Saprolegniales; Saprolegniaceae. Gene Ontology annotation, molecular function: ATP binding; ABC-type transporter activity; ATP hydrolysis activity. Gene Ontology annotation, biological process: transmembrane transport. Bases 1 to 4083 code for a protein of 1360 amino acids. The record is from RefSeq and is a predicted model, not a curated record. Gene Ontology annotation, cellular component: membrane.
AUGCUGCCCGAGUACUGCGGCGCGGUCGACUGCUUCCCGGUCGUUGCCAACGACGGCGCGUCGCUCGCCUUCCUCCUCGUGAGCAUGUACUCGAUGUACGUCUGCCUCCACACGCCGAUGAGCGUCUACAUGGAGCAACCUUGCUUGCCGGCCAAGUACCUUCUCGCGGUGCUCCUUGUGACAUUGCACUUGUCGUUUCUUGUCGUCAAGUACCUCGGCGGCCAGGCCGUGACGCCAGCCGAGAUGUUUGGCACGACCACGCGCUGCGUGGCGUACCUCUUUUACGCUGCGAUUUUGACCGAGCACCCGUACCGCGACCUACCAAUGCUCCGCGCGGCCUUCUUCGCGAUGGCGAUUCUCGGCUUUUGGCAGUGCCAGCAGCUGCUGCAAGAGCAUCCGCCCGACGAAGCGUGGAAGCUCGGGCUGCACGGCGGCGCGAUCUUCCUCAGCGGCCUCGCGCUGCUGCCUGCGACGCUCCUCCAGCCAAGCGAAAGCCCGUUUGACAAGGCCAAUUGGUUUUCCCGCCUCACGUUUGCGUACGUGGCUCCGCUCAUGGGCGUCGCAUCCUUUGAUCCAGCCGACAUCCCAGCGCUGCCCGUGGCCGACGCUACGCCGACCGCAAGCCGGCGCUUCGUCUCGGCCUACGAGAUGGAAAAGACGACAUCCCCGUCGCUCCUGCGUCUGCUCUGGCGCUUGCACGGACGCGACAUUGGCGGCUUCUUCCUCUGGUCGAUCGGCAACACGGUCCUCAAUAUGAUGACGCCGCUGUUGACCAAGAGCCUUCUCGAGUGGUCGAGUCGUCCUGCGCCGUCGCCGUCGCACGGGUAUCUUCUCGCGUCGGCCUUGGUCCUGCAAGCCCUCUUGCGCACCGUGUCUCGGUCCCAGUACUCGCUGAGCAAAGACCGGUUCAACAUUCGGUGCACGUCGGGCUUGCAAGCCGGCAUUUACGCGCGCGUGCUCUCGCUCGGGCCGCGCGACGGCGACUGCAUUGGCCACGUGACCAACUACGUGACGAUGGACGUGCCCGUCAUCGUCCGUCUCCCCGGCUCGCUCUUUGACGUGGCGCUGCUGCCGAUGCAGAUUGCCAUGGCGCUCGUCGUGCUCGGCGACGAAGUGUCGUUUGCUUUUCUCGGUGGUCUGGUCUUGCUCGGCGCCAUGCUGCCGCUGCAAGUCUACUUGGCGCACCUCGUCCAGCGCGUCAAGGCGCGGCUGCUUGCGAUCCGCGACGACCGAUUGCGGCUCAGCGUGAGUACGCUGGUCGGCAUUCGCACGCUCAAGAGCUUUGGCUGGACGCGGUACUUUUCGGACCAGCUCGAGCACGUCCGGGCACUCGAGCUGCAAGCGCUGCGGCUGCGGCAGAUCAUCACGGCGUUUUGCGACGUGCUCUCGAGUGCCGCGCCGCUCCUGAUCCAAACCGGCGUCUUUGUCGUGAUUGUGUACACGGGGCAGCCGAUCACGGCCGCGCGCGCCUACACCAUCAUCUCGCUCUUGCAGCAGCUGGUCGGGCCGAUCACGGAUCUUCCGUGGAUUGCGCGCAGCCUUGGCGAGGCGUACGUCUCGUUCACGCGCCUCUCGCAGUUUCUCUUUGCGCCGUCGGCGUUGGCGACGGACGACGAUCCACGGCCCAGUAGCUGGCGCAAUUGCACGUUUGGCUGGACGCCCGAGACGCGCACCGACGAGCUGACUGCGCCGCUCCUGUGCAAUGGCCCGUUCCGCCUGCACCUCUCCGAGUUGACGUUGACGCCUGGUGCCAAUGUGGUCGUGUGCGGGCGCAGCGGCGCUGGCAAGUCGUCGCUGCUGCUCGCUCUCCUUGGCGACAUGCCCUGCGUGCACGGUGCGGCCGUCCGAGUCGCCGACUCGAUCGCGUAUGCGCCACAGACGCCGUGGCUGGUGCCUGGCUCGCUCGAAUACAACGUGACGCUGGAGAGCGAGUAUGAGCCGAAUUUGUAUGCGCGCGUGAUGGCGCUGUGCCGCCUCGACGCCCUGCCAAGGACGCUGCGCGUGAGCGAAGAGGGCGCCAAUCUGAGCGGCGGCCAGCGAGCGCGAGUCGGCCUCGCACGCGCCUUGUACCAGCGGGCGGCUGUGUAUUUGCUGGACGACUGCUGGAGCGGCCUCGAUACUUGCACAGCCCGAGCCAUUUUGGCCGAGCUACGCACCGUGCUGCCGCCAUCGUCCGCACUCGUGCUCUCGACCCACGCGCUCAUCCUCGUGCGCGGCUUGGCGCCGACACUCUUGGUGCUGGACGACGGCGCCAUCGUCGAACGCGGCGCCUACGACGUCCUGCGCGCCACACCUGGGUCCCGUCUCGAAGCACUCGUCGCCAACGACGCCAUGCCCGAGGAAGAGGUCACUGGGAUGCCUGCACCGUCAACACCACUCUGUGAACGCGGCGGCGUCGAGAGCGGCGCGAAUCGGGUCUGGCACACGUAUGCGGCGGCGAUGGGGUAUCGCACGGCCGUGGCGUGGCCGCUCACGAACGUGAGUCUCCAGCUGCUGCAGAACGGCAUGGACUAUUGGACGGCGCAGUACACGACGUACCACGCGACGUCGCCGGACGCCUUUGCCCGCGGCCUCAUUGCGCUCACGAUCGGAACGCUUUGCAUGACGACGGCGCACAUUGGCCUCGUGGUGCACGGCAGCCUACGCGCCGCCAAGACGCUCUACAACCGCAUGACGCACCAGCUCUUGCGCACGUCCUUGGGCUUUUACGAGACGACGCCGAUUGGGCGUAUCCUCAACCGUCUCGGCGAUGACACGUCGACCGUCGACACGAUGAUUCCAAUGGCACUGGAUUUCCUCGUGCUCGAAGUCAUUUCGAUUACGGGGUCGCUCGUCGUGCUCUACUUUACCAACGUCUAUGUGCUCUUGCUGCUCUUGCCGCUGAGCGCCGUGUACCUCUACCUGCAGGCGCGCUACCGGCCACCGGCCCGCGACCUCUCACGCCUCAACCACGUCGUCCAGUCGCCCCUCAUGAUGCACUUGAAAGCGACGCUCAACGGCCUCAGUGUUCUCCGCGGGCGCGGCUCUGCAGCCGCCUGGCAGACGCAGUUUGAAGCGCACUUGUGUCUCUUCCAGCGCGUCUCGCUCGCGCAGUCGCUCACACUUGGGUGGCUCGCGAUCCGCCUCGACGCUCUGGGCAUCGUGGUCGCCGGCUUUGUGGGCUUCUCGGCCGCCAUGGCUGCUGCCCGCGGCCACCCGAUGCCGUCGGCGUACCUCGGCCUCACGCUCAUGUACGCUUUGCCCAUCAUCCGCAAGCUCAAGCUCGGGCUCGAGGCCUUUGUGUGGGCCGAGCAAGCGAUGGUGUCGGUCGAGCGGCUCCGCGAGUACGGUGCGCUUCCUGACGAAGCUGGAGGGCGAGAGGAGAAAGAUGGCGACGAUGUUGACUGGGUCACGGGUGGAGCUAUCGAGCUUAUGCAGGUGAGCUUGCCGCGCGGCCGCCUCACGAAUGUUUCCGUGUCGAUCCGAGCGCUGGAAAAGGUGGGGAUUUGCGGGCCGUCGGGCGCCGGGAAGAGCUCGCUCCUCAACUGUUUUUUUCGCGCCGUCGACUACUCAGGUCGCAUCCUCAUUGACGGCCAGGACGUGGCCGCACUCUCUCUACAGCAGCUGCGCGCUGCGUUGGCGUACGUGCCGCAGACCACGAUGCUCUUUGCGACCUCGGUGCGCAAGAAUCUGGAUCCGCUCGACCAGUACGACGACGACCGCAUUUGGGCGGCGCUGCACGCGUGCGGCCUGCGCUCGCUCGUGCUGGGCUUUCCGCUGCAGCUCGAGCAAUUCAUCGAUGGCAGCGUGCUCAGCCAAGGCCAGACGCAGCUGCUCGGCAUUGGUCGCGCAGUGCUCAAGGCGGCCAAGAUCGUGUGCAUUGACGAAGCGACGGCCAGCGUCGACCACGAGACGGACCGCCGGCUUCGCGAGCUCAUGGCCGAAGCGUUUUCGGGUGCGACUGUCCUGACGGUCGCGCACCGGUUCGCUGCAAUUGCCGCCAGCGACCGCGUCCUUGUGCUCGAGCACGGCCGCGUCGUUGCUUUUGAUUCGCCGACCUCCUUGCUGCAGGAUGCCCACGGGUACUUUGCGACCAUGGCUUGAGUCCGUGCGAGGUUAGGGUUCCGAAGAUGAUGUGUGUGGAGUAUUGGAUUCCUCGUUGUUG